UGACGAUUUAACUUUUGUUUUAAUCAAUUGGUUGGUUUUUUAGUAUUAUUUCGUUAUUUACUACUAUUUAAUUAUUGAAAUAAUUUUGAAAAAUUAAUCUAGGUUAGUGACAACUUUAUUUAUUUAAGUACCAGGUAUUGCAAAUCUAAAAAUAAUUAUAAUACAAUUGAAAUUCUGUAUUCUGGUAUUACUUAAUAAGAAAUAGCGCCAAUUUUAUAAUUUUAUCUGGAAACAAAAAUGUCUACCCAAGUGAGAAUAAAACUGCGUAUGGGUACAGAGACUCUUUGCAAUUCACAGGUUUAUAUUGAAUUAGAAGAUCCUGUACAUGUUUUGAAACAAAAAAUUUCUAAAUUAGAUAAAGACUUGAGUAUUGAUAAUUUUGAAGUUGUUUAUUGUGGCAAUGUAAUGGAAGAUUCUGAAACAAUUGGUGGUUAUGGUGUAAUGAAUGGUGUUACUGUGCAUGUAUUCAAAAAAAUGAAACAUGAAACGCCAAUUACUCCUAAAACUCUUUCUGAAGUUGAAUUAUUAAAAUUAGGAGUUGCCUUCCGUUCUCUUUCAUUAAACUCAUCAUAUAGAAAUGCUUUAUUAAAACUAAAUAAACCAGAAGUAAUUUCAAAUAUUAUUAUGACAACACCUGGCCUGAGUCGUGAUCCAGUUGCAAUUACUUUAUUACAACAUUCAGAGCUCUUAGUAAAGCUUGGUGAUCUUGAGAUUGUAAAAAAAAUUGCUGAGAAUCAUCCAGCCUUAGCUGAAGCUGCUCAACAUAUUGCUGCAGCUGUGCAUGAAGAAGCGUUACAGAACAAUCAUACACCAGCAUCAUUAAUAGGAAACUCAUCUUCUCUAUUAAACAAUAUAAGUGAUGACGAUAUGGAUGAUUUGAAUGACUCAUCACCUGAGUCAAGAAGUCAUCCAAUAUCCCGAAAUUCAUCUUUUGGUACAAUAACAGCUGCUCAAUUAGCAUCUGCUAUAGCAAAUGCUACAUCUCAACAGCAGAAUCAACCUCAAUCUAGUAGUAAUAUAGCUAGUACCUCAACAGGAAUAACAAGAGAUAUGUUGCAAUCAGCUAUUGGCGAUUUACAAAAUCAACCAGUUGUUGGUAAUACGCAAAAUGUCCUAGCUGAAAAUGCCAGCUUACAGUCUCAACUUCAAAAAAUGAGGGAUAUGGGUCUAACUAAUGAUGCCAUUAAUAUUGAAGCAUUACGUGUUAGUAAUGGAUCCUUAGGUGCUGCAAUAGAACUAGUAUUAAGUGGUUUUAUGAGUGAUGAUUAAUAAAUUGUAUAGAAAUUAUUGAAUCUUUACUACUAGCUCACUUUUAAUGUAUAUUAAGACAUUAAGCUUUUUGUAUUUGUUUUAAUUAGUAGUAUUUACUUUUAAAUCUACAAAUUUAUGCAAAAUAACUAAAUAAUAAGUUUGCAUUAAUAUUAAUGAAAUACUUUUAAAAGAUGUCUAACAUAAUUUUUGUUAAAAUGUAUAUUUAACAAAUUAUUUUACCUGUAAAAACUUUUAUGUUAGCAACAUAAGACAAAAACAUUUCUUUUUAUUGUGUAU
Messenger RNA from Daktulosphaira vitifoliae (grape phylloxera), 1548 nucleotides. RefSeq names its product ubiquitin-like protein 7. Gene Ontology annotation, biological process: ubiquitin-dependent protein catabolic process. Gene Ontology annotation, molecular function: polyubiquitin modification-dependent protein binding. The coding region runs from base 238 to 1269 and encodes 343 amino acids. The record is from RefSeq and is a predicted model, not a curated record. NCBI's taxonomy places the organism in Eukaryota, Metazoa, Arthropoda, Insecta, Hemiptera, Phylloxeridae. Gene Ontology annotation, cellular component: cytosol. The transcript is spliced from 3 exons.